CUUUCUCGGCCGCUCUUCUCCCAGAGACAGGCCAUGUUCAGCAGCAGCGCCAAAAUCGUGAAGCCUAAUGGCGAAAAGCCAGACGAAUUCGAGUCUGGCAUUUCCCAGGCUCUUCUGGAGUUAGAAAUGAAUUCUGACCUGAAGGCUCAGUUACGAGAACUGAACAUUACAGCUGCUAAGGAAAUUGAAGUUGGCAGUGGCAGAAAAGCAAUCAUUAUCUUUGUGCCAGUCCCCCAACUAAAGUCUUUUCAAAAGAUACAAGUGCGACUAGUUCGAGAGCUUGAAAAAAAAUUCAGUGGUAAACACGUUGUCUUCAUUGCACAGAGGAGAAUUUUGCCAAAGCCAACCAGGAAAAGUAGAAACAAGAACAAACAGAAGCGUCCCAGAAGCCGUACAUUGACUGCAGUGCAUGAUGCCAUUCUUGAAGACUUGGUUUUCCCCAGUGAAAUUGUGGGCAAGAGAAUUCGUGUGAAACUGGAUGGUACAAGGCUAAUCAAAGUACAUUUGGACAAAGCACAACAGAACAAUGUAGAACACAAAGUGGAUACAUUUUCAGCUGUCUACAAGAAGCUAACUGGCAAGGAUGUUGUAUAUGAAUUCCCAGAGUUCCAACUGUAAAUUGUAAAGAAUGGCCUGAAUAAAAAAAAGUCAAUACUG
This is a messenger RNA of Hemiscyllium ocellatum (epaulette shark), 657 nucleotides long. It is a transcript of the gene rps7, whose product is annotated as ribosomal protein S7. Lineage: Eukaryota; Metazoa; Chordata; Chondrichthyes; Orectolobiformes; Hemiscylliidae. The record is from RefSeq and is a predicted model, not a curated record. Gene Ontology annotation, molecular function: structural constituent of ribosome. Gene Ontology annotation, cellular component: 90S preribosome; ribosome; small-subunit processome. Bases 34 to 618 code for a protein of 194 amino acids. The transcript has 7 exons. Gene Ontology annotation, biological process: rRNA processing; ribosomal small subunit biogenesis; translation.